Messenger RNA from Manis pentadactyla (Chinese pangolin), 1740 nucleotides. Its product is annotated as histone H3.3A. NCBI's taxonomy places the organism in Eukaryota, Metazoa, Chordata, Mammalia, Pholidota, Manidae. The record is from RefSeq and is a predicted model, not a curated record. The coding region runs from base 166 to 576 and encodes 136 amino acids. Gene Ontology annotation, molecular function: structural constituent of chromatin; protein heterodimerization activity; DNA binding. The transcript is spliced from 4 exons. Gene Ontology annotation, cellular component: nucleosome.
CAGUAUAAAAGCGGAGGUAUCGGGGGGGUUUGGAGCACAGAGCGGUUUGGUCCUCAGUUGUGGGUCUUGUAUCUUUUGCUCGGCCACUGCGGCUCUUCACUGGACAGCGGAAGCGGCGAGGCGGUCAAAGAAGCGGCCUUCGACUUCGGCAUUGGGUGAAAGAAAAUGGCUCGAACCAAGCAGACUGCUCGUAAAUCCACGGGUGGGAAAGCACCCCGUAAACAGCUGGCCACUAAAGCUGCCAGGAAAAGCGCCCCCUCUACCGGCGGGGUGAAAAAGCCUCAUCGCUACAGGCCGGGGACCGUUGCACUUAGAGAGAUCCGUCGUUACCAGAAAUCAACCGAGCUUCUGAUCCGGAAGCUGCCUUUCCAGAGGUUGGUGAGGGAGAUCGCCCAGGAUUUCAAAACUGACUUGAGGUUCCAAAGUGCCGCCAUUGGUGCGCUUCAGGAGGCUAGUGAAGCGUACCUCGUGGGUUUAUUUGAAGAUACUAAUCUGUGUGCCAUCCACGCUAAGAGAGUCACCAUCAUGCCCAAAGACAUCCAGUUGGCUCGCCGGAUACGGGGGGAGAGAGCUUAAGUGAAGGCAGUUUUUAUGGUGUUUUGUAGUAAAUUCUGUAAAAUACUUUGGUUUAAUUUGUGACUUUUUUUUGUAAGAAAUUGUUUAUAAUAUGUUGCAUUUGUACUUAAGUCAUUCCAUCUUUCACUCAGGAUGAAUGCGAAAAGUGACUGUUCACAGACCUCAGUGAUGUGAGCACUGUUGCUCAGGAGUGACAAGUUGCUAAUAUGCAGAAGGGAUGGGUGAUAUUUCUUGCUUCUCAUGAUGCAUGUUUCUGUAUGUUAAUGACUUGUUGGGUAGCUAUUAAGGUACUAGAAUUGAUAAAUGUGUACAGGGUCCUUUUGCAAUAAAACUGGUUAUGACUUGAUCCAAGUGUUUAACAAUUGGGGCUGUUAAGUCUGACCAUACAUCACUGUGAUAGAAUGUGGGCUUUUUCAAGGGUGAAAAUACAAGUCUUAACCACAGUGUAACUUACAGUUUCCUAAAAAAAAAAAAGUAAAAAAAAAAAAAAGUAAACCUGGCAGCUAUAGAAUACACUAUGUGCAUUUAUAAUAGCUAUUUUAUAUAUUGUAGUGUCAACAUUUUUAAAUUAAAUGUUUUACAUUCACAUGUGGUGGGGAGUCUUGUCAUUAAGGCGUGUGUAAUUUAGUCCAGUUGGUUUUCUAACUAGACGGCACUUGUUUCCAUAAUAGUAAAAUGCUUUGCGAAUUACACCUUGCGUAAGUCCUCAUUCUACCACAUGUUAACUAACCCUCUAGCUAAUGCAAACACUAACGGGGGAUUUUAUUUAUAAGGGCUCUAGAUUAUAAUACAAGUUAUUCACACCAGCAUCAUCUGUUACUAAUCUUAACUAGUUAGUGCAGCUUUUCUUUGUGUUGUGGUUGAUCUCAUAACUAGGUUGAGUUUUUCUCUACUAAGAGGAAACUACUGAAUUUGUUUUCCUUGUGGAGUUUGUAUUAUAACCCUUUGAGUAAAUUUGCUGUGGGGGAGGGGCAUACAGCUCCAGCCUAUUGAACUUAUGCCAGUUUGAUGGUGUUUGGUUAGGUUACACCUGGUAUACUAUCCUGGGAAAAUCACUUAAACAGAUGGCCUUCCAGGUUGUUUUAAAAUUGAUCCUUCACUAUUGAAGUUUUUAGGUCAGUUAUGUAUGUUGACUAAAUUUAACAAAUAAACUUGUUUAUCCAA